AUGGAUGAUAUUCAAGAAGAUGAUUUCUUUCAAACUCAAUUGAAUGCACAUAAACAAAAUCUGGCACACAUAGAACAACUCACUGUACAUUGCAAGGAUGAAAACAGAACAUUAUUUGUUGAAAAGAGACAAAUUCACGAUGAAAAAACAAAACUUGCUAACGAAAGUACUACUAUAUUGAAUGAAAACGAACCACUCUUCCAAAAAUUUAAGGAACAUGCGGAAGAACUCACACAAUUGGAAAAAGAAAGAAUUGAAUUAUGUAAGCAACAGUAUGAAGCAACUGAAGACAUCGGCGUUCAUGAAAAUAAUCUGGAAAAAUAUGAAAUACAAAUUGAAAAUUAUAAAAACGAACAAGCCUCGUUUGCUGAAAUGAAUAAUCACUUAAAACUGGAAGAAAAACAAUUGCAAGAUCAAAUUAUUGAAAUGAAAGAACUUAAAAAUGAAAAUGUUCAAAUAGAAAAUAAUUUACAAUUAUCACUAAAAGAAUUAGAACAGCAAGUCAAUCAAAUUAAUGAUCAAAUCAAAGAACAGGAAAAACUAGUUGCCGAAGAAAAUAAAAGACGUCAAGAAUAUGAAUUAAAAGUAGAACAAUUACGGGGAAGUAUCUACGAGAUUACCGAACAAAUCAAUGCAUUAAAUGUUGAACUUGAUCGUUUAAGAGAUCAAGAACAAACGUUAACAAGUGAACAACAAGAUUUAAAAAGACAAGAAGAUCAACUAAAACAAAUGAUUGAUGAAUUAAAACGUGCUCUUGAUGAGAAAGUAGCUGGGAUCAAUCGUCUUCAAAAAGAAGCAGUAGUUUUUCAACAAAAUAUUGAACGACUUGAAAAAGAACUCAUUAAAAUGCGAGAUGCGAUAAAAGAACUUACAGAACAAUGUCAACAGCUACAACGAGAAUUAGUUGAAGCGGAACAACGACGAACUGAACUUGAAGCAAAUCGAAAGCAAAUCGAAUUAGAAAAACGCGAUUUAGAUCGUAUAUUUAUGGAGAUGGAAGAUCAACUUGCUGAAGUUAAUAAUGAACUUCGAGCACUUCAAGAAAAACUUCGAACUUCGGAAGAACUUAUUAGACGAGCUCAGGAUAAAGUAUCACAACUGGAACGAUCUCAAGCACAGUUUACGAAUGAAUUGAAUUUUUUUCAAGUUGAACAAGAUAAAUUGGAAGCAGAACUGAAUCAAUUAGUUACUGAAUGUAACGAUUUACAAGAACAACGAGAUGAUGCACAACAGAAACAUCAAACAGCUAUUAGUGAACACACUGAUGCAACACAAGAAUUAUCUCAACUUAAACAACAAGAAAGAGAAGCUCAAAAUCAGCAUGAUCGAGCUGUAGCCGAAGAACAAAGUACGAAAACACAAUUAGCCUCUGCUGAAAGUGAACUUCGUCAAGCUCAAGAACAAUUACGUGUUGCCGAGUCUCGACUUCAGAGUUCAGAAAUGUUAAGUUUCUUUGGAACACUAAUUUCGGUAGCUGCAACACUGUAUACCAAAAUACCUGUUCCAGGCUUAGGUGGUAAUCAAAGUUCAGCAGAAAAUGCGAUACAACAAGCACGAGAGAAAGUUAAUCAGAAAGAAACUGCAUGCAAUACUGCUCGACAGCAACACAAUAGAGCAAAAGCAGAUUUACAAACAUCCAAAUCAAAAUAUCAAAAUUUGACCAACGAUCGAAUACACCAAGAAAAUAUUGUUAGAGAAAAAUCUUCAGCUGUUUCAAAAUGUAAAAGUGAAUAUGAUUCAGUUCAGAAUGCUCUUCGCAAUACUAAUCGUAAACAUGCUCAAACAGAAAACAAACUUAAGAUUACACAAAAUAAACUAAAUCGUUCUCAAAACCAACUAGCGAGUACUACUAGUGAUCUUCAGCGAAACCAAAAUGAACUCACACAAUAUCGUCAACAACGAGCAGAUUUAAAAUCAAAUGUUGAAAAUGUAAAAACAAAAAUUCAACGACAUGAACGUAGUAUGGAAGAUCAUCGAAUUAAACAACGGGAUAAACAAAAUGACGUCGAGGCGAUCAUAAUAGAACAUCAUAAACAGACAAAUAUAGUUCAACGACUUAAACAGCAAAAUGAGAAUAUAAAACAGAAACUUCUUGAAAAAACAAAUGCUGAAAAGAUGACAGGAAGAGAAUUAGAAAAUCAACGAAUAUUAUUACAAGCAGUUGAAAAGAACGAAACACAGUUGAAGCAAGAUAUGGAAAUAAAAGCAGAACUUCUUACCAAAGUAGGACUUGAACUAAAAGCUAAAACUGAACAAGUUAAAGCAGUAUCGGAGCAAAUAAUAAAUGUUGUUAGUAAAACAUCAACACUUGAAGAACGUCAAAAACAGACUCAGCGACAAUUAAAUGAGUAUGAAACUGCUCAACAAGUUGCUCGUAUUCACGUACAGUCUCAAAUUGCUAAAGUUCAAGAACUUAUUCAAAAACGUGAUAUGUAUGAGACCCAUUAUACAAUAUUAAAGGCUGAUGUUGAACAGGUGGAAUCAAAACUUCAAAUAAAAAAAGAAGAAAUAGUGAAAAAUCAAAAACAUAUUGAGAAAGUAUCUGAGCAUUUACAAUUAGUUAGUGAGAAUGAGAAACAAAGUCGCGAAAAAGUUAAAAUAUCAAAAGAUCAACUCACAACAUUACAUCGGAAUGUUAGAGAAAAUAGUGAACGAAUUACCCAAUGUGGACAAGCACUACGUCAAGCACGUGAUAAUAUUCACAAUAGCGAAGAUAAAUAUGCUAAUAAUGAAGAACUUCGUAAAGAAACUUAUCAAAAAAUGGAAAAACUUGAACAAGUCAUCACUGAACUCAACAAAUACUAUUGUAAAGAAAAGAUGAGACUUGAUGCAAAAUCAGCUGAAAUCAUCAAGAAAGAGCUAAAAGAACGAAAUAUUCAAGUAAAUGAAAACAAGAAUUCUGUAACAGUUGAUCGAAAAAAUCAAAUUUCAACGUCAACAUUCACUGAAAACAAACUCAAAAAACCUAACUAA
Molecule: messenger RNA, 2973 nt
Organism: Adineta steineri
Lineage: Eukaryota; Metazoa; Rotifera; Eurotatoria; Adinetida; Adinetidae
Source: the annotation of a GenBank genome assembly